CUGCUCGCAAAGCGGCGUAUUGAAUACUCGUUCUUUUCCAAAGCGUUCCUGAAGACCCAUCGAGCACCUGAAGACACCGCCGAAGGCCACGUCCUCUCCGAAGAAUACUGUUAUAAGCGUAGAUGACAUAAGAAUUGGCGAUUCAAAUAUUCUGGAGGUUAAAUACAUACAAAUUGUAGCCGAUACGUUUCGUUCGGAAUUCCAAUAACGAGCACGAUUUACAAGAUAAUUCUGUAUAAUGGUGCGAUAUGCGGCUCUCAAGGGGCUCUACGAGGUUGAGAAGACGAUCGGCUGUGGUGGAUUCGCCAAAGUUAAGCUCGGCACGCACGUAGCAACAGGUGAAAAAGUUGCCAUCAAAAUUAUGGAAAAAAACGCUCUGGGUGAUGAUUUACCCAGGGUUCAGAUGGAGGUGGAAGCUCUGAAGACAUUGGCUCAUCAACACGUCUGUAAGCUGUACCAAGUGAUCGAAACUGAGUCUCAUUACUUUAUGAUAAUCGAGUAUUGCUCGGGUGGCGAGUUGUUUGAUCACAUAGUCGAGAAGAACCGCCUCACCGAAACAGAGUCGCGGAAAUUCUUUCGCCAAAUUGUUUCCGCAGUUGCUUAUCUACACAGCUUGGGAUAUGCUCACAGAGAUUUGAAACCAGAAAAUGUUUUAUUGGACAAACAGCAGAACUUGAAACUGAUCGAUUUUGGUCUGUGUGCAAAACCAAAAGGUGGGAUGCAGGCUCAUCUAUACACGUCAUGUGGUUCUCCAACUUACGCAGCUCCUGAGCUUGUUCUGGGUGCAAAAUAUUUAGGUUCAGAAGUAGACAUUUGGAGCAUGGGCGUGCUUCUUUAUGCCUUACUGUGCGGUUUUCUACCGUUCGACGACAGCAGUAUUGAAAACUUGUAUAGAAAAAUUCUCAGUGGAAAGUACGAUGAACCAAGCUGGCUCUCAUGCAGUAGUAAGAAACUUAUACGGUCUAUGUUACAAACGGAUCCAAAGAAGCGUAUAACUAUUCGAGAACUGUGCAAUCAUCCCUGGAUAACUGCAGGAUUUUUAAACCCCGUUGCAUUCAAAAAGAAGACCAAUUUUGAAAAGGACGAAGAAGUGCUGGUCACUAUGUCUGCAAUAUGUAAUGAGGACAGAGAAGACAUAUGGCAAGAAUUGCUGGAAGGCAGCAGAGUUGACUAUCGAACUGCAACUUAUUUACUUUUACUUGAUAGGAAAUUGCGUGGACUUCCUUUGAGAUUAUCCUCUGCAUCUAGGAACCAUUUCAGAGGCAAAUUGAAUGUUGAAAGUACACCCAAGGCAGAUCGAAACAUGUCAAAUUUCAUAACAAAAUUGGAUCAAUCGCCGGGAAAUCGGAUGCUUUGUAAAUCCCCGGUCAUUGACACGACUUACACCAUGUUACAAAAGCCUUUGGAAACCGGUAAGAACACCGAAAAUGACUUUACUGAGCCGAAUAUUCCCGUUCGCAAGAGAUUAAGAAGUAAGGAUGAGGACGAAGCAGCAUCGCCGAUACCUACGAAAAAAUCUACCGAUAAGGAAAAAAAUCCCGAAACGCCAAAGACACCGCAGGCAACAGACUUUAAAGGUGCUCUAUCCUCGACACCCGGCAGUGCGAGGAAAGUCAUGCUCGGUUUUGAACGAGGUCUAAACCGCGUUAGGCAUGUGCUCACGCCGAAACGUCGGGCGAAGAACGAAAACACGGAUCCUGAUCAGCCGGUGCUACUCUCUGGAAAGGGGUUGUGCAACAUUUCCUCAACGUCCAGCGACUGUCCGAAGCAAGUUCUGGCCCAGCUGCGACGAGCGCUUCAUCGCAAGGGGAUUUCGUGCAGGCAGAAAGGGUUCGUUCUGCUCGGGGAAACCGAAUCGAUAAGCUGCAAGCCUGAGACGAAGACCGGAAAGGACAACGCGCGGCCGUUUUCAUCACGAAGCGCCUGUUCCUUCGAGCUCGAAGUUUGCCUGGUCGACGGGCUCUCGGAUGCGAAACCGCUCGUCGGCAUCAGGCGUAAAAGGUUGAAGGGCGACGCCUGGGUUUACAAACGCGUAUGCGAGGAGGUCCUCGCUCUCGCAUCCGACGGUGACGAAACGGUGCAGCUACCAGCGUCAAAUACAGAAUCGAACUGUCUCAUUUAGUUGCCGGUUGUAUACGUAUAAGAAUUAUAUAUCCCGAAGAAUCCACUUUUUACAAGCAAUAUAGCUGUAAGAAAGAAUCGGGAAAUCAUAUCGUCAGUUUUGUAUACGAGGAUUACGCGCGAUUUCGAAAUAUUUGUCUAUUAUACAUUCCGUGCAAGACAACUGAAGAAAAAAUUUCUCCACGUUUCACGUAGUUUUGAAAAUAUUUUAGAUUACUAAAAUCAUUUUAAAAUAUACACGUUUUUAUUUUUUCAAUUCUUUUCCGCCCUUUUAAUGAUUGUCGGUAUGUGCGUUCAUAUGCCCCCCAAUAGUAUGUGAAAUUGUUAUCACUUCGAGAACCAAGAGAAAGGAAAAGAGAAAGAGAGAAGAAAAAAAUUUGAAGCGGCCAGGAUAUUGUGAUUUAUUAUCUUAUUCAAAGAAAGAUGCACGAUCAUAAUUGUCUCUCUAUUAGUUAGCAAUAUAAAAACAAUAAUUUUAUAGUCUGUGUAUAGUAUAAGAAUAGAAUAAUUGCCGUUCCAUUAGGGUGAGGAGAUGAUAUUACUAGUUUUUAAACAUUACUUUGUAUUUUGUAUUUAAAAAAAAAUAUAAUUCUGUAUAUGCAAUAUAAUAUA
Diprion similis is the source of this 2733-nucleotide messenger RNA. Its product is annotated as maternal embryonic leucine zipper kinase-like. The transcript is spliced from 13 exons. NCBI's taxonomy places the organism in Eukaryota, Metazoa, Arthropoda, Insecta, Hymenoptera, Diprionidae. The coding region runs from base 239 to 2122 and encodes 627 amino acids. Gene Ontology annotation, biological process: intracellular signal transduction; protein phosphorylation; microtubule cytoskeleton organization. Gene Ontology annotation, molecular function: ATP binding; protein serine/threonine kinase activity; tau-protein kinase activity. Gene Ontology annotation, cellular component: cytoplasm. The record is from RefSeq and is a predicted model, not a curated record.